AUCUGCGAUAUUUGCGGUAAAGAAGUGACCGACGAGACGCAAGUGACAUGUGCACUCGGCAAGAUUUAUCACAAGAAAUCUGAACCAUAUAACGUUUCGCAACUUCAGACACGUGGUAAGACUUAUUGCGAAGAAGAUUAUUUGUAUUCGGGAAUGCAUGAAACUGCUGAGCGAUGUGCUGCAUGCUCGCAUCUGAUUGUUGAUAUGGUAUUGCAAGCACUCGGGAAAUCGUAUCAUCCGAAAUGUUUUCGUUGUGAGGUGUGUCGACGUUGUUUGGACGGUAUACCGUUCGCUGUUGACGAUUACGGCAAAGUCUAUUGUAUGGAGGAUUAUCACACCAAGUUUGCACCGAAAUGCUUUGCGUGCCACAAACCGAUCAUGCCUGCUAUGGAUUCCGGUGAGACGGUUCGAGUGGUUGCGAUCGAUAAGGACUAUCAUGUGGAAUGCUAUGUUUGUGAGGUGAUCAUAUCAAACAAUCAUUACAAUUCAUUCUUAUUCGUAUCUUAA
Messenger RNA from Anisakis simplex (herring worm), 507 nucleotides. The record is from the annotation of a GenBank genome assembly. Lineage: Eukaryota; Metazoa; Nematoda; Chromadorea; Rhabditida; Anisakidae.